Molecule: messenger RNA, 1857 nt
Organism: Miscanthus lutarioriparius
Lineage: Eukaryota; Viridiplantae; Streptophyta; Magnoliopsida; Poales; Poaceae
Source: the annotation of a GenBank genome assembly
AUGCUUCCGCAGAAAGCGCCCAAAAAUGCGUCUGCCGCCGCCGCAGAUCUGGUCGAAGGCCGCGACUAUAUCAGCAACCUCCCGGACGGCGUGCUGCAGCACAUUCUCUCCUUCCUGCCGGCGCAGGACGUCGUGCGGACAUGUCUGCUCGCCAAGCGCUGGCGCCACAUGUGGGAGUCCACCACCGUCCUGCGCUUCGUGUGCGGCGGAUUGAAGGAACCAGGGUCCGUGGAGGAGAUUAAGGAGUUCGUGGACCAUCUGCUGCGCCUGCGCAUCCGCGGAGGCACGCCGCUCGACACCUGCGAUUUCCGUUUCCAUCUCGACGAGAAUAAAGAUUUCGACAUGAGCCGAAUCGUGCUUUGGAUCCGUAUAGCUCUACAGUGCAAAGUCCGGGUGCUCCAGUUCAUCUUUGUGGGCGAUAAUUAUCAGGACAUUCUUCCUCAAGAUGACCAUCCCUUCUUUAUCUCCCAAUACCUGAAGAAGCUAGAGCUUGAAAAUUUCAACGAAAUGGUGCCCAGAUUCCUUGACUUCUCCUGCUGCCCAUUUUUGGAAGACCUUGAGAUUGUUUACUGUGCCCUAGCGCGUCCUAAACUCAUCUCGUCACAAUCCCUCAAGCGUCUAACCAUCAAGCGUGGUUAUUUUUCUUAUGAAUGGCGCUUGCCUAUCCGUGCCCCGAAUCUUGUUUCACUAUGGCUUGAAGUCAGUGAUGGCAGGACUCCAUCGCUUCAGAGGAUGCCAUCCUUACUAACAGCAGUUGUCAAAAUCCACGGUUAUGAUCUCAAUACCGUUGACUCUGAUUAUGACAACAACCAAAGUAUUCUCUUGCAAGGUUUAUCGGAAGUUCAGAACUUGGUGCUAAUAUCUCCGGACACCGAAAUGUUUAUUUUCAGAAGGGACUUAAAAUUUUGCUCUAGUUUCAACAAAUUGAAGUCUUUGCUACUUGAUGAAUACUGGUGCGAGCCUGCUGAUUUCAGUGCCCUAGCUUGCCUCCUCAAACUUUCACCAGUGUUAGAAAAGCUCACUCUUCAACUAUAUUCAAAGGGACCUAAACAUAAAGUGGAGAUUAAACUGAGCUGUAAACCAUUGGAGAUGUCAGCGGCAAUAUCACAACACUUCAAGACGCUUGAAAUCAAAUGUGAAGUAUAUGACGAUAGAGUUCACAAUGUUUUGAUGUUUCUUAGCAAACAACUUAACAUAUUGCCUGAUGGCAUCCUCGAUCGAACGACCGGCAGGAUGCUUCCGCGGAAAGCGCCCAAAAUUGCGUCAGCCGCCGCCGCAGCUCCGGUCGAAGGCCGCGACCACAUGAGCAACCUCCCGGACGGCGUGCUGCAGCACAUACUUUCCUUCUUGCCGGCGCAGGACGUCGUGCGGACAUGUGUGCUCGCCAAGCGCUGGCGCCACUUGUGGGAGUCCACCACCGUCCUGCGUUUCGUGUGCGGCGGAUUGAAGGAACCAGGGUUCGUGGACGAGAUUCAGGAGUUCGUGGACCAUCUGCUGCGCCUCCGCAUCCACGGAGGCACACCGCUCGACACGUGCGAGUUCCGUCUCGACGAGUACUGUCGCGCCGCCGCCAUGGCUCGCAUUAACCUUUGGAUCCAUAUAGCUCUCCAGUGCAAAGUCCGGGUGCUCCGGCUUAACUAUUCGGGCCAAUUUCCUUCUCUCGAUGGCCAUCCUUUCUUCAUCUCCCAAUACCUGAAGAAGCUAGAGCUUGAAGGACUUGACACAUUGCCCAACAGAUUGCUUGACUUCUCAUGCUGCCCGAAUUUGGAAGACCUUGAGGUUGAUGACUGCAACCUAGGGGAUCUCUUACUCAUCUCGUCACAAUCCCUAAAGCAUCUAACCAUCCAGUGUUGCUAA